Molecule: messenger RNA, 6218 nt
Organism: Astyanax mexicanus (Mexican tetra)
Lineage: Eukaryota; Metazoa; Chordata; Actinopteri; Characiformes; Acestrorhamphidae
Gene: zswim6
Product: zinc finger, SWIM-type containing 6
Exons: 14
Coding region: 42-3461 (1139 amino acids)
Cellular component (GO): Cul2-RING ubiquitin ligase complex
Source: RefSeq, a predicted model, not a curated record
GGCACGGUGACUUCCGCUCUCGCCGUUAAAGCGGUGCGAUCAUGGCGGAGCGCGUUCAGCAGCCCCCAGCUAAACGGCUCUGCUGCCGACCCGGGUACGGCACGGCGUGCAGGCAGGGGCAGCGGCCCGGCGGGACAGUAUGCGGCGGAGGCGCCGGUGGAGCUUCGGGCUCCGGCCAGGGGGGACCGAGCAGGACACACAGCCCGGAGUCGCUGUUGGACAUUGCGGCGAGGCGAGUGGCCGAGAAGUGGCCGUUCCAGCGGGUGGAGGAGCGCUUCGAGCGCAUCCCGGAGCCCGUGCAGCGGCGGAUCGUGUACUGGUCGUUUCCGCGGAGCGAACGGGAGAUCUGCAUGUAUUCAUCGUUCAACACGGGCGCGGAGGAGAGCGCGGCGGCCGCGGAAGGCAGCGACGAGACCCGGCUGCCCUUCCGACGGGGCAUAGCGCUGCUGGAGAGCGGCUGCGUGGACAACGUGCUGCAAGUCGGUUUUCAUCUCAGCGGGACAGUAACAGAACCGGCGACGGCUUCGGAGCCGGAGGUGGUGUGCAGCGUGGCCAUCAGCUUCGACCGCUGUAAGAUCACCUCGGUGACGUGCGGCUGCGGCAACAAGGACAUCUUCUACUGUGCUCACGUGGUGGCGCUCAGCCUGUACCGCGUACGGCGGCCCGAGCAGGUCAAACUGCACCUGCCCAUUUCAGAGACGCUCUUCCAGAUGAACCGGGACCAGCUGCAGAAGUUCGUACAGUACCUCAUCACCGUCCAUCACACCGAGGUUCUGCCCACGGCCCAGAAACUGGCGGACGAAAUCCUCUCACAGAACUCCGAGAUCAACCAAGUGCACGGGGCCCCGGACCCCACGGCAGGGGCCAGCGUGGACGAUGAGAACUGCUGGCAUCUUGAUGAAGAGCAGGUCCAGGAACAGGUCAAGCUCUUCCUGUCCCAGGGGGGCUACCACGGCUCGGGCAAGCAGCUCAACCUCCUCUUCUCCAAGGUGCGGGAGAUGCUGAAGAUGCGGGACUCGAAUGGGGCGCGGAUGCUGACGCUGAUCACAGAACAGUUCAUGGCUGAUCCUCGUCUGGCUCUGUGGAGACAACAGGGAACCACCAUGACGGAUAAAUACCGACAGCUCUGGGACGAACUGGGUGCCUUGUGGAUGUGCAUCGUGUUGAAUCCUCACUGUAAGGCGGAGCAGAAGGCGGCGUGGCUCCGGCAGCUCAAGAAGUGGAACGGCGUGGACGUGUGCCCCUGGGAGGACGGUAACCACGGCAACGAGCUGCCCAAUUUAACCAACGCUUUGCCUCAGGGUGCGCACGGCAACCAAGACUCGGGGACCCGGCCGCACCGGACCGUGUUCACGCGGGCCAUCGAGGCGUGCGAUCUCCACUGGCAGGACAGCCACUUACAGCACAUCAUCAGCGACGACCUCUAUACCAACUACUGUUACCAUGACAACACUGAAAAUUCACUCUUUGACUCUCGCAGCUGGCCCCUGUGGCACGAGCACGUCCCGACGGCCUGCGCCAGGGUGGAUGCACUGAGGUCUCACGGUUACCCACGGGAAGCACUGCGACUGGCCAUCGCUAUCGUCAACACCCUGCGCCGGCAGCAGCAGAAGCAGCUGGAGCUCUUCCGCAACCACAAGAAAGAUCUGCUACAUAAAGGGAUGACCUCCAUCACUAAUCUGGAGGGGUGGGUGGGUCACCCGUUAGACCCCAUCGGGACCCUCUUCAGUACGCUGAUGGAGACGGGGCGGAGCGACGAGGAAAACUCACAAGGAGGCUUCCUGGACUUCUCAGGUACGAUGAGCUCCAGUAAGCACGUGGACCUGCACCUGUUCCCGUCGGCGCGGCGCUUCCUGGAGGAGGGCGAGUCGUACCUGGCGCUGGCGGUGGAGACGGCGCUGAUGGGUCUGGGUCAGCAGAGGAUCAUGCCCGACGGCCUCUACGCCCAGGAGAAGGUCUGCCGCAACGAGGAGCACCUCAUCGCCAAGCUGCAGGAGGUGGAGCUGGACGACUCGCUCGUCAAAAUCUUCCGCAAGCAAGCUGUCUUCCUCCUAGAGGGUGGGCCCUACAGUGGACUGGGGGAAAUAAUCUACAGAGAGAGCGUUCCCAUGCACACGUUUGCCAAGUAUCUCUUCACCUCCCUCCUACCUCACGAUGCCGAACUGGCAUAUAAAAUUGCACUGAGAGCAAUGCGGUUACCAGUGUUGGAAUCGACGGCUCCCUCCGGCGACAUGUCCCGGCCUCACCAUAUAGUAUCUGUUGUGCCGAACCGCUACCCACGAUGGUUCACCCUCAGCCACAUCGAGUCCCAGCAGUGUGAGCUGGCCUCCACCAUGCUCACUGCAGCCAAAGGUGACGCUCGAAAGUUGGAAACAGUGUUAGAGUCCAUCCAGAAGAACAUCCACUCGUCCUCUCAUAUCUUUAAACUGGCGCAGGAUGCCUUUAAAAUCGCCACGCUGAUGGACAGCCUGCCGGACAUCACUCUGCUAAAAGUGUCCCUGGAGCUGGGCCUUCAGGUUAUGCGGAUGACGCUCUCUACACUGAACUGGCGGAGGCGAGAGAUGGUGCGAUGGUUGGUCACUUGUGCCACAGAAGUCGGAGUCUACGCACUGGACAGCAUCAUGCAGAGCUGGUUCACCCUCUUCACGCCCACCGAGGCCACCAGCAUCGUGGCCACCACCGUGAUGUCCAACAGCACCAUCGUCCGGCUGCACCUGGACUGCCACCAGCAGGAGAACCUGGCCAACAGCGCGCGGACGCUGGCCCUGCAGUGCGCCAUGAAGGACCCGCAGAACUGCGCCCUGUCGGCGCUCACGCUCUGCGAGAAGGACCACAUCGCCUUCGAGACGGCCUACCAGAUCGUGCUGGACGCCGCCACCACGGGCAUGAGCUACACGCAGCUGUUCACCAUCGCGCGCUACAUGGAGCACCGCGGCUACCCCAUGCGCGCCUACAAGCUGGCCACCCUGGCCAUGGCCCACCUCAACCUCAGCUACAACCAGGACACGCACCCGGCCAUCAACGACGUGCUGUGGGCCUGCGCCCUCAGCCACUCGCUGGGCAAGAACGAGCUGGCCGCCAUCAUCCCCCUGGUGGUGAAAAGCGUGAAGUGCGCCACCGUGCUCUCGGACAUUUUGCGGCGGUGCACGCUCACCACCCCGGGCAUGGUGGCGCUCCACAGCCGCAGGAACUCUGGCAAGCUGAUGUCGCUGGACAAGGCGCCGCUGCGGCAGCUGCUGGACGCCACGAUCGGCGCGUACAUCAACACCACGCACUCGCGGCUCACGCACAUCAGCCCGCGGCACUACAGCGAGUUCAUCGAGUUCCUCAGCAAGGCGCGUGAGACCUUCCUCAUGGCGCACGACGGACACAUUCAGUUCACGCAGUUCAUAGACAACCUAAAACAGAUUUACAAAGGCAAAAAGAAACUGAUGAUGCUCGUGCGGGAGAGGUUCGGCUGAAGCCUCCGGUCCUCCUCUUCCUCUUCCUCCUCCUGAUGCUCCUCUUCUUCUCCUUUUUACUUGAGUCUGCCUUUGUAUCCUUUCUAAAUUAAACAAGGAAAAAACAACGGGGGGAAAACAACAAAAAAAACGAAAACCAGACAAAAAAAAAAGAAACUAAAGAGAAAAGCGAGUCAGUAAGAGCCACACCGGUAUUAUGUGUAUAGACUUCUUCUAUUUAGUUCGCGAAAAAGGAACGGAAAAAAAAAACAAACAAAAGUCAUGUCGUGGAAGUUUUACGUGUUUCCCCUUAUUUGUACGGAAGUGAGCGAGAAAAAAAAUCAAUUAAAGGAAAAAAAAAAAGUUCAUUUUAUUUGGUAUUUGUUUAUUUUUUUUUUGGGGUUUACACUGAUGAGUAUGUGUUGUCCAGUGGCAGAAGCCCACAUAGCACUCCAGAUGAUCUCUGAUCUUAUCUAACAUUCACAGCCUCAAAGAGAAGAGAAGAGAAGAAGAAAAAAACAAAUGAAACAAUGGCUUUAAACCAAACAGAGCACCUCCAUCCUAAGUGAAAAGUACCUCGUAUGGCUCCAGCUUUACUCCUUCCCAAAUCCGCUCUCGCGCUCCUCCGUGUGUUACGAUAAUAAAGUGUUGGAUACGAAGAAAAACUGUAACUACAGCAAAACAAACAAACAAACACACACACACACACACAAACACACACAACCAGUUUGGGACAUUUUUACUUGUGUUCUUGUGAAUUUCUUUUGUUUCACGUUUUUGUUUUUUCUUUGUUUCGUUGUUUUCUACGUUGUUUGUUUUUUUUCAGUUUUUUCUUUUUUGCACCAGGCUUACUUAAAAUCGCGUGGCUUUUUUGCUGAUCAGUGCUGUUCUUCAUCAUCAUCAUCAUCAUUUUAAUCAUUAUCAUCCAGAAGCAUGAAUCUCUGAAUCACGUCACACACAGAUUCACACCUGUUCACCUUUUCACCUUUACUACAGACGCUCACCUUUCCCCGUUCCCGUUCCAGAAAAACGGAGAAAACAAAAAGAGAAAAAACAACCUUAAUAAAUAAAUGAAUAAAUAAAAAGGAAAGCUGUUGUGCUUUGCGCUUGUGGAAACUUUUCGCGACUGUCGACAUACAUUCUCAGGGAUUUCUCAAGAAACAGAAAAAAAGGAGACAAAAAAAAGGAAAAAAAUGGUCUUGGACUAAAAAAAAAAAAAAGAAGAAUGAAAGAGCAUUUUAUUGUACUGUAUAUAUGAUAGUAUAUGUCUGAAUAUUGAAAAAAAUGUAUACGUAACUAAUUUAUAAAGAAUAUUCUAUGUAAUGCGAAAUACUUGAAGCUGCAGUACCUUGGUUUUGAGACGCGAAGCGAAAAAAUACAAGAAAAAUACAACAAAACAUAUCAGAGGGACGAAGAAAAGACGAAGAAGUGCGCCUUGCUUCAAAGGGUUAGGGGGAGGGGCUUAAGGGGCGAGGGGGAGGGGCUUGGGUGAAAUUGGGGCGUUCCGGUGAACGUUGUUCUCGUACACUGGGUACCUAUGCAGAGCCACCGUGUCUGACUGCAUGAUCCAACCAACGCUAUACUGGGGUGGAAAGGGUGAAAAGGGGGAGGGGCCAUGAUGAAAAGGGGGAGGGGCUUGGAAAGGAUGGGACGUGACAGGGAGGGGGGUUAUUGGGUUAUUGUUUUGUAUGUAUAUAUACAAAAAUGUAUGUAUCCAGUGUAUGUACAUCAAACUGUACAGAGCACCAGAGCUCCACCGGAGAGCGGCGGGAAAUCCGAACAAAAUAACGAAGAAAAAAUUAAAACAUUAAGCCUUAGCGUUAUUAUUAUCACGUAAUAAUAAUAACUAAUAAACGGGGCGUGGCUAAAUCCCACAGGGUCUCAGAAACGCCUCGAAAUGUAGAUCAGUUUAACGUUCUGAGCGACGGUACUCAAACAAACACGCUCCUGCACCCGACCCGGCCGCGCACACGCCUCCUUUCCCACCACGAGCCAAUCACGAAGAAGCUCUGUUUAUUCGUUUUUUCGAUUUUCAUUUUAAUGCACAAUAAACUUCACGCUGUUCACGCCGCCUCCCUCUGCCGACACCAUGACUUGACUUUGUGCAGGACAGAAAGUUGCUGUGUAGGUCAGACUGUUCCACAUUUUUAACGCUUUUCUCUGUUUCUGUUUUUUCUUCGUUCAUUUUUUUCGUUUGUUUAUUUCGUUUGUUCAUUUUCGUUUCUCUAGAAUUCCUCAGAACGAGAACAGCCUUCUUUCUUGCCUUGUCUUAACGCUUUAAAAUAACCAAACUGGAGUUUUAACUACCAAACCUUCUUCAUUAUAACGAAAGCCAACCGACUUUGGUUACGACGUUUCGUUUGUUUCCGUCAUUCUCGUCUCUCUUUCCUUUUUCGUUUGUUUCUAGCCGAACGGUUUCUGUACCCUGUGCUUUAAAAAGCAGUUUUUUUCCUGUUCUGUUGGUCUUUUGGUGCAAAAGCGUUGUCCGUGUCUUCUUGUUCCCUUCCUUAGAGGUUUUGUCUGUAGCUCUUCUUUUUGUUCGUUCGUUCGUUCGUUUGUUGGUUUGUUUAGAAACAGAUUUAUCAUGUUCUCCAUUUUUAUUUAUUAUAAAAGGUAAACGAUUGUACUUCAUCACCCGUGUCAACAUGCUCAUGAAGUUGAAUUUAAGAUUUGAUACACCGAUAUCAAUUUAUUUAUGUAACUAAAUCACUGUUUUAUAAACUUGUUAAUGAUUCAACAUUUUUUUGUUUUAAUUAAAAUUAGUUUUUUGAGAGGAAA